Messenger RNA from Epinephelus fuscoguttatus (brown-marbled grouper), 1394 nucleotides. RefSeq lists its product as uncharacterized. Bases 374 to 1255 code for a protein of 293 amino acids. The record is from RefSeq and is a predicted model, not a curated record. The transcript is spliced from 11 exons. NCBI's taxonomy places the organism in Eukaryota, Metazoa, Chordata, Actinopteri, Perciformes, Serranidae.
AGAGUCAUACAGCAAAAGCUACAAAUGCCUCUUCAGUAGUAAAGUCAUUUGGCUGAUAAAAUGACUGGUAUCAAUACUUUUAAAAAAUGUAAUAGUAGAAUUUUAAACAUUUCUCAGUAUAAUCUUUAAUAAGUCUUCUGGUUUAUCAGUUAUUAAUCUCAGCUGAUGCAGCUGUGUUAGAGAACCCCCUUUAGAAUCUGUGGGAUGAUUUAAGUUUUGCAGAACAAACAAAACAUCCUCUGAGUAUAAGGAAGUUCCCAUCCCUCAAAGGCACCAACACACAUGUGCUGGGCACUUAAAAAAGCAGAGUCUUCUCUCAUCAUAUCGACAAGCACAGAACAGACGUGUGAAACCAAAGAUUUCAGCAGGAACAAUGGCACACAGCAUUAGUAACAGCAAGGACAUUGUGGUUGGGACCAACAAAGGGAAGAUUGGCUCUGAUAACAAUGUUAAUAUUAGCAGAGGAUUAAAAUCCCAGUCAGAUACUGGGAACUCAAGUCAGACAGGAGGUGGAGGCAGCUCUGGAUCCACUGCUUCUGGGAGCACUGGCAGUGGGAGUGGAGGAACAGGUCCCCAGCCAAAAACUGGCAGCUCAUGUCACAAAGGAGGUGGAACUGGAAGCUGCUCUGGAUUAACUGCAUCUGGGAGCGUCGACAAUGCAGGCGGAGGGAAAGCAGUCAGUAUUGGCAACGUAAGUAACAUGACAGUUCAAGACAAUGCAGGGGACAUCGGUGCAAAGAAUACCUCCAAUGUUAGCAGAGGAAAAGGAGUCAAAGUGGAUGUUGGCAACAUAAGUAAAAUGGAUGCCGGAUCCAACAAAGGAGGCAUUGGUGCAGGGAACAAGUGCAAUGUGAUGGGAGGAGAAGGAGUCGAAAUAGGUAUUGGCAACAUAGCUGACAUGACAGUUGGAGACAAUGUAGGAGGCAUCGGUGCAAAGAACACCUGCAAUGUGAGCGGAGGAAAAGGAGUCAAAGUGGAUAUUGGCAACGUAAGUAAAAUGGAUGUCGGAUCCAACAAAGGAGGCAUUGGUGCAGGGAACAACUGCAACGUAAUGGGAGGAGAAGGAGUCAAAAUAGGUAUUGGCAACAUGGCUGACAUGAUAGUUGGAGCAAAUGUAGGAGGCAUCGGUGUAGGGAACAACUGCAAUGUGAAUGGAGGAAAAGGACUUGAAAUAAAUAUUGGCAGCGUGACACAGGCAGGGAUUGGUUUCAGCGUAGAAGGUCUUGGUUUCGGGAACAGUAUUAACAUUAACUAAUGAAAUCCCAGUCCAAAUGACCAUGGACGACCAACAAACAAACAAAAAACACCCCAAUCAUGAUGUAGAAAAAGACUUGUUUUUAAAUGUCUCUGCUGAUUGCCUUCUAUUGUCUCACAAUAAACUGUGUUGGAGAUAA